This is a messenger RNA of Ostrea edulis (European flat oyster), 1751 nucleotides long. RefSeq names its product signal recognition particle 19 kDa protein-like. The coding region runs from base 526 to 990 and encodes 154 amino acids. The transcript has 5 exons. The record is from RefSeq and is a predicted model, not a curated record. Lineage: Eukaryota; Metazoa; Mollusca; Bivalvia; Ostreida; Ostreidae. Gene Ontology annotation, molecular function: 7S RNA binding. Gene Ontology annotation, cellular component: signal recognition particle, endoplasmic reticulum targeting. Gene Ontology annotation, biological process: SRP-dependent cotranslational protein targeting to membrane; SRP-dependent cotranslational protein targeting to membrane, signal sequence recognition.
ACUGACGCACAAUAACAGAUUGUCGGUGAAUUUGACAGCAUGGCACAACAACAGCCCCAGCAAGCUCGUCCUUGGAACCCUGAUUUCAAACACACGGACAGAGAAAGGUAUGGUUUAUUCUCAAGGUAACCCUUAACUAUUCUGUGCAUGCGGAAAUACUAUGAAAAGAAUGUAUCAAAGGGCGUUUUCUGUUUGUGAAACACACUGGGACAAACAGCUGUUUGUUUACACACUCGGAAACUGUUUUUUAGAAUUUAAAAUUGUUGUUUAUAGAUUUUUUUUUUUUUUUGUGAAUUCUGAUAACAAAAACCAAAACACAAGUCUCAUUUUAAUAUCGCAUCUUUUUUUUUUUUUUUGUGCAACUUAAAAACAUUUUUAUUCAGUUUUUGCUAGUUUAAUUAUAUUUUCUUUCUAAGCAUUCGUGUUACCAGAGACCUAUAUAAUAUAGGUCCCUGGUGUUACCUAAAAGGAGAGCUCUGCCCGAAAGGCCGUGAGAUGAGCAGUGUUUGAAAAUUGGUCAUUGGCAUGUCUCAAGUCGGUGGUAGACAAAUAGCACUGCCCGAUGCCUGGAUCAAUGAUGUUUUAGAGUCGGGCAGGUGGAUAUGCAUAUACCCAGCUUACAUGAACAGCCGUAAAACGGUGACAGAGGGAAGAAGGCUCCCCAAAGACAAGUGUGUUGACAAUCCGACAUACAAUGAAAUCAAGGAUGUGUUGAUAGCCUCAGGUUUCAGUAUCGGCAUUGAGAAUAAAGUAUAUCCUAGAGAACUAGAUCACAGAGACCCAAAAGUCCGAGGUCGUAUCCGAGUGCAGCUUAGAGAUGAAAAUGAUGGAUAUGUUAUGCCAGAAUUCAAAACAAGGAAAGCGGUUCUGGAAGUUAUAUGUGAGAAAAUUCCAAAAUUAAAAUCGCGGAUUCAAGGUGCAUCUUCCCAGCCUGCCCCAGCUCAACAGCAGACAUCCGCAAAGUCAAAGAAAGGACGCAAGGGGAAAUAAUCAGGGAUAUAAAGGGGAAAUAACCAGGGAUAUAAAGGGGAGAUAAACAGCGAUACACAGAGAAGAAGUAUUUGGAUGACAAUGGCUGGUGUGAGUGGACAUCAUACUGACUGGAAUAGACUGAUGUGUGAUGAUAAUUUGAAUAAUCCAUCAUGUGCGACACGACAUAGUGACAUUUUCCUUUCUACAUUAUAUUCUAAAACAUUACAGUUUGUCAUUUCUUUCUGUUUGCACGUCCUAGGAAUAAUUUGAUGUUAUAUAUAAUACAUUAUGUCAAUAUAACUUCUGUCUUCACACCACAGGGAUAAUUUGAUGUUAUAUAUAAUACAUGAUGUCAAUGUUUGUUUGUGUAUUAUUGACAGUUAUAUAUGUAUAUGUACAAAGUGAGGGAACUCAAGAACUAAUGUUAAGGUACUGCCUCUCAAUUUCAGACAGGAUAAAACAUUAAUUCAUAUAAAAACUGCUAGUUUGUAUGUUCGGAGUCUGCAAUGGUAAUAGUUUUCUGUUUGAAACAAGGUUUAUAUCUCAAUCACUGUCUGAUAUGCAUGAAACUAAGAAGUCGUCAGUGAUAUUUCACACAUGUAUUCUUUAUUUGUAUUGUGUAUUGUUGAUGUAGUACUGUUUUUGUUGUGUGAAAGCUAGGUAGGGAUGUUAACAUGGAACGGAAGUGAAUAAUUGUGAAAGAGCAAAUAUACCAAUUUAUUAUAAAUGUAAAAAUUACUGGUCGAUUCAAAGUUUUGAAAAAUAAAUAUGUUGUCUUA